Messenger RNA from Annulohypoxylon truncatum, 2145 nucleotides. RefSeq names its product Nonaspanin. The record is from RefSeq and is a predicted model, not a curated record. Gene Ontology annotation, biological process: vacuolar transport; protein localization to membrane. The transcript has 3 exons. Gene Ontology annotation, cellular component: membrane; Golgi apparatus. Lineage: Eukaryota; Fungi; Ascomycota; Sordariomycetes; Xylariales; Hypoxylaceae. The coding region runs from base 1 to 2145 and encodes 714 amino acids.
AUGGGGAAGACACUCAGUAAUAGUCUGAAAUGGCUACUCUCUUCUCUAGUAAUCUCGCAGGCUCAGGCUUUCUAUAUUCCUGGCUGGUCAGUGAGAAGCUAUAAAGAAAACGAGCAUAUCCCCUUACUCGUCAACAAAGUGUAUUCCGAUAAUACACAGCUACAGUAUGCUUAUUACGACCUUCCGUUCGUAUGCCCGCCCACGGGUAAAAGCCACGGUCCUGGUUUAUUGAGCGGGCAAAGCAUCUCUCUGAACCUUGGAGAAGUCCUCCGUGGUGACAGAAUCAUGACUUCCGAUAUCGAUCUCACCAUGGGGCAAGACAAUGAAUGUAGUUUUCUCUGUAAUCGGGAAGUUACCAGGAAAGAUCUAAGAAGAGCUAAGGAGCUAGUCAAAGAGGGAUACGUAGUCGAGUGGAUCGUGGACAAUCUACCGGGAGCCACCAGUUUCGUCACAGUCGACAAGUCGCGCAAGUAUUACGCAGCUGGCUUCAAGCUUGGUUUCACGGAUUAUUCAUCGAGCACGGGCAAGCCUCGGUACUUCUUGAACAAUCAUCAUACCAUCGUUAUCCGGUACAGAACAGCGCCGGGUCGAGCCGGCGAGAAAGGUGGUAAAGUAGUAGUUGGCUUUGAAGUCUAUACCAAGAGCGUUGGUGCGAAUGUCAAGCGAGAAAACGGAUGUCCUGCGGACCUACACGAUGUUGAGGAUCACUUCGAGCUGUAUAUGGCUCCGAACAAGACCACUGAGUUCCAAUCGCAGUAUGCGCACUCAUCCUACUACCCCGAGGCUAUUGAGGAAGGCGAUGAUGACGACACUAUCACCGUCCCAUACUCUUACUCGGUGUAUUUCCGUGAAGAUGAGUCGAUCGAGUGGAACCGCCGUUGGGAUCUGUACUUCGUCAACUCGGAGGAGGGCUCCAGAAUCCACUGGCUAGCCAUUAUCAACUCCUUGAUCAUUUGUGGCCUUCUUACCGGUAUUGUCCUCAUGAUCUUGGCUAAGACGAUUAGAUCCGAUAUCAAAGGAUAUAAGGAAGGCUCCAUUGAGGACGGUAAACUGCGAGUCAAGCGCAAGGGGAACCGUACUCCCAAGUCAGAGAAGGCCGGGUUCGGCCUUCUUGAGAAAGAAGGAGAACCUGAGAAGGAAAUUGACAUUUCAUCCGAGGAUGAGGCUCUGGAAGAUGUCACGGGAUGGAAGCUGCUGCAUGCAGAUGUUUUCAGGAAACCUGAAUACGGAUAUCUACUCGCCCCUCUCGUUGGAUCCGGCAUGCAGCUUCUAUUCAUGGCCGUCGGUUUGAUUCUGCUGAGUGCCAUCGGUGUCCUGAACCCCAGCUUCCGAGGAGGUUUCAUCAGCGCUGGCAUCGGUCUGUUCGUCUUCGCGGGCGUCUUCUCCGGCUAUUUCUCCGCUAGGGUAUACAAGACAUUCGACGGUAAGAACUAUGUCAAGAACGCGCUGGUUACGGCAUGCCUCUUCCCCGGUCUUCUCUUUGGACUGAUCUUCAUCUUGAACCUUUUUGUCUGGGCUCAAGCCUCUAGCACUGCCAUACCGUUUGGAACAUUGAUAGCAAUUGUUCUUCUAUGGCUUUGCAUCCAGGUUCCAUUGGUCUAUCUGGGGUCUUGGUAUGGGUUUGUCCGUACGGGCGCUUGGGAACAUCCUACAAAGACGGCCAGCAUCCCUCGGCAGGUUCCAAAUCAAGCAUGGUAUUCCAAGAAAUUGCAGUCGGUUUUCCUUGCUGGUUUGGUUCCAUUCGCUGUCAUCUUCAUCGAGCUUCUUUUCGUUUUCCAGUCGCUGUGGCAGGAUAAGAGCGGCUAUUACUACGUCUUCGGCUUCUUGGCGGUGGUGUCUAUGAUCCUAAUCCUCACUAUCGCCGAGGUGACGGUCGUGACCAUCUAUGUACAGCUAUGCUCCGAAAACUACCACUGGUGGUGGCAGUCUUUCCUCGUGGGUGGCGGGAGCGCUAUAUGGGUGUUCCUAUAUUGCGUCUGGUACUACUUCGCCAACCUACACAUAUCGGGCUUUGUAAGCUCCUUGCUAUUCUUCGUCUACAGCUUCAUGGCUUGCUGCGUGUACGGGCUUCUGACCGGUACCGUGGGGUUCCUGACGGCUUACGCUUUUGUCAGGAGGAUAUAUGGUGCUAUUAAAGCGGACUAA